Ostrinia furnacalis (Asian corn borer) is the source of this 797-nucleotide messenger RNA. RefSeq names its product uracil phosphoribosyltransferase krishah (gene kri). The transcript is spliced from 4 exons. NCBI's taxonomy places the organism in Eukaryota, Metazoa, Arthropoda, Insecta, Lepidoptera, Crambidae. Bases 59 to 730 code for a protein of 223 amino acids. The record is from RefSeq and is a predicted model, not a curated record.
UUUUUGCAACUUGCUGUUCUGUGUUUGUGUAUUUGUUUUCUAAAAAUAAUAAUCUAAAAUGGAGUUUAUCGACAAUGAUGUAAGGCAGUGGGAUGCUAACGAGGUGAAGGAACAAUUUGGAGACAGCCUGACGCUUCUACCAUCGAACGACAACAUAAAGGAGCUGCAAACCAUACUUCGAGACAAGAACACCUCCAGAAGUGACUUCAAAUUCUACGCUGAUCGGUUGAUCCGUCUGGUGAUUGAAGAAAGCCUAAACAAGUUGCCUUUCACGGACUGUGAAGUGAUCACUCCUACAGGGGCUCUCUACAAAGGGCUCAAGUAUGGCGCUGGCAACUGUGGUGUGUCCAUCGUUAGAUCCGGAGAAGCUAUGGAACAGGGGCUCCGCGACUGCUGUCGUUCGAUUCGUAUCGGCAAGAUCCUGGUGGAGAGCGACACGGACACACACGAGGCACACGUGGUGUACGCCAAGUUCCCCGAGGAUAUAGCGAGAAGACAGGUCCUGCUUAUGUACCCCAUCAUGUCUACAGGGAACACCGUUAAACAGGCAGUAAACGUCCUAACCCAGCACGGAGUCAAAGAAGAGCGCAUCAUCCUUUCCAACCUAUUCUGCACACCGGCCGCCGUACAAGCAGUCGUAGACUACGUGCCCAAGAUGAAGAUCCUCACGGCUGAACUGCAUCCCGUAGCGCCCAACCACUUCGGACAGAAGUACUUUGGGACGGACUGAUACGAUGACGAGUUUGAGGGGUAAGGUAGCUGUAAGGAGUGGUUGGGGUUCUGAAGCGCAUAAGUCU